GACGCGGACGGGCUAGUUUGAGUUGACAAGCAGUGCAGGGCGGAUACCGGAUCGUUCACCACAGAGCUCCGCCCUGCACAGACCCAGUCAGCCGGCCUCCCUCUCCCCUGCUGUAAGUCCCAGAGGAGCCCAGGCUCGGGAAACAGCCGAAGGAGAGUGGCAGGGAGCGAGAGAGAGAGAGAGGGGGGAGGAGGAGGGAGAGAGGCUCUCGGAGUGGAAGGCCCUGAGGGGGAGGGCUGCUCCCGCUCCUAUAAGAGCAGGUGUCGGCGCCGGGGAGCCCAGUUGGCAGACAGAGGAACCGGUGGACGUACCUGGACAAGCCCUCUCGCACCCGAAAGGACAGCACCAUGGGCAGGCAGAAGUACUACAUUGACAAGCUGGCGCGCGCCUUCCAGAUCAGGAACCUGCUGCUGCGCCAGGCCCUGGCAGAGUGCCUGGGGACCCUCAUUCUCGUGAUGUUCGGCUGUGGUGCAGUGGCUCAGCUGGUGCUUAGCGGUGGCUCUCAUGGUAUGUUCAUGACCGUGAACUUUGCUUUCGGCUUUGCGGCUACCCUAGGAAUCCUGAUCUGCGGACAGGUGUCGGGAGGACAUCUUAACCCGGCGGUGACUUUUGCCCUGUGCCUGCUUGGGAGGGAUCCCUGGAGGAAACUCCCUGCUUACUUUCUGGCCCAGACACUGGGAGCCUUCCUGGGCUCUGGGAUCAUCUUCGGCCUGUACUUUGAUGCCCUGUGGGAUUUCGCUGGUGGGGAUCUGCUGGUGACCGGAACAAAUGCGACUGCUGGCAUCUUCGCCACCUACCCCUCCAACCACCUCACCCUGAUCAACGGCUUAUUUGACCAGCUGAUUGGUACUGCCGCCCUGGUGGUGUGUAUCCUGGCUAUCGUGGACCCCUACAACAACCCCAUCCCACGCGGGCUGGAAGCCUUCACGGUGGGCUUCGUGGUGCUGGUUAUCGGCCUGUCCAUGGGCUUCAACUCCGGCUAUGCAGUCAACCCUGCCAGAGACCUCGGCCCGCGGCUCUUCACCGCCAUAGCUGGCUGGGGCAGCGAGGUCUUCACGGCUAAUGACUACUGGUUCUUUGUGCCCAUCUUCGCCCCCUUCAUUGGCUCGUUUGUGGGUGUGGUGGUGUACCAGCUGAUGGUUGGCUACCACGUGGAGGGAGAGGUUCGGGACAGAGAGGAGAGAGGCGGGGAGGAGGGAGCCAAGCUGUCCAACUUCAACCCCAAGGAGACGGCGUGAGCCCAGCGACCCCCGCCCCCCCCUCCGCGGGCAGACCGCCAAGCCCACCCCUCUCCUCCCAGACACUUGCCACGCCCUUCCCCUGCUUGAUCUCUCAGGCCUGCUCUGCUGGGGCUCGGGUCGACGAGACUGGGGAAAUCUGCUCUCAGCGGACCCCCAGCACUACCUGCUUCAGCCACCCCUGAAGGCCCCUGCUCUAAAGCAACUUGUGUGAGCUGUCUGCCCUCUGUAAAUACACAUGUAUAGCACCGCGCUCUUCCUCGGCAUUGUAGGUUUCCUGGAGUUUGGUUUAAACGGGGUUGUACUUUUUCUUAAUCCUUUAAAAGCAAACCAAAAAGCUUUGUGAAAAUCUCCGUUCUAGUUAUUUGAUCAGUUCUCUGAAAUAUAAUUAGCUUGGUAAGGAAAAUAUGCCCUGGAUUCUUUCCAGCUCCACUUUGUAUGCACAUGCUGUAUGUUCUGUAUGAUUAUAGGUUUUUCUACUACAUGUGAUAUAUAUAUAUAGUUACCAGUAAGUCUGUUUCUAAGCUUUCUGAAGAUUUUGUCAUGGUGAGUAUCUUAGAUAGACCUUUCUACGUAUUUUGUUACUUGUGAAGAAUAUUUUAAUUUCAUUUUUACAGCUCUUUUAUAAGGAACAUGUAACUGUCUCUACCAAAUCUUUUUAUAAUGUUGGCACGGUUUUAUGAACCUCGCCAAUCCAGUUUGAAAUGUAUAAAUCCCAUAGUAUUGUCCAAGUAUUUUUGUACUGUAUCAGAUGUCCCUGUUAUUAGGCCAAGGAGAUAUUUUUGUACAAAUAAAGGCCUUUUUCUUGUA
Lepisosteus oculatus (spotted gar) is the source of this 2048-nucleotide messenger RNA. RefSeq names its product aquaporin-3. Gene Ontology annotation, cellular component: basolateral plasma membrane; plasma membrane. The record is from RefSeq and is a predicted model, not a curated record. Lineage: Eukaryota; Metazoa; Chordata; Actinopteri; Semionotiformes; Lepisosteidae. Gene Ontology annotation, biological process: glycerol transmembrane transport; water transport. Gene Ontology annotation, molecular function: water channel activity; glycerol channel activity; urea transmembrane transporter activity.